This is a messenger RNA of Drosophila grimshawi, 5845 nucleotides long. RefSeq names its product transcriptional regulator ATRX-like. Gene Ontology annotation, molecular function: ATP-dependent chromatin remodeler activity; ATP hydrolysis activity; ATP binding. The transcript has 21 exons. The record is from RefSeq and is a predicted model, not a curated record. Gene Ontology annotation, cellular component: nucleus. Bases 16 to 5475 code for a protein of 1819 amino acids. NCBI's taxonomy places the organism in Eukaryota, Metazoa, Arthropoda, Insecta, Diptera, Drosophilidae.
GCAGUAAUAAUAGGAAUGGAUUCGGAAUCGGAAAUGGAUUGGUUUUUCCCACUUGUGCCCUGUGGCAAGGACUCGGAAAUGCCUUUGGGGAAGCAGAUUAAAAGCGAAAUAAAAUUAGAGCAGGAACAAAUAACGGAGACAACGUUUUACGGGAUGCCAACGGAACAGAUUUAUCAUGAGGAAGUGGGUGCAGUUUUCGAAAGCGCCGAGGAAAUUGGUGAAAUGAGUCAACUGCAGCUGGAUGAUAAGCAAUUCGUUGGGCAAUAUGAAUCUCAAAUCUCUGAUGCAUUAAAUGAUCAUAAUUAUACGUCACAAGAAAUCGUAUUAAGUCAACCCAAAUUGGGCAGUGUUAAAGAUAUGCUCCUGAGUUACAUUGCACCAAGCAAAGCAUCCUUUGAAUCGGUGCCAACAAAUGUCACUAAUUUCAUUGAUAACACAAUCAAUAAAAUGCAAAUUUUACAAUUUGAAAAUAUUGGGAAACAUGAAACAGUGCAUGAAGAGGCCUCGCCGACGGAUACAAUUCGAACAAUGCUGCCGGAGAAUUGCUCGGAGCCCUUAGAAGUGGAGGUCAACGAUGAGUAUUUUGAGAUCCUUUAUAAGAACACGGGAGAAAAUGAAGUUCCUCUAAAUACGCUUCUCACGAAUACAACCCAAUUUGCAAAGGAUUUCUAUAACGAAUGCAAGUCACUGGCAUCAAAAACUGAAGAAGAAUUUAAAGUAUUUAUAAACGAUAAAAUUAAUAAAUUAAGGACAGUUGCCAAUAUUGUGAACAGGACAGAUAAAUGUGUGCAAACACUUCCGAAAGGCUCUAGCAAAAAGAGGCAUCGAAUAAAUCAUCGGGCGAAACGGAAUCUUUUAGAUACAUCCUCAGAUUCCAGCAGUGAUAGUUGUGGCGACCAAAAGUUGGAGUUGUUUAAUGAGAGCAAUAAUAAUGUGGAUCGAGUUCAGUGCUCAAAGAAUGAUAUCAAACUGAAUAAGGAAUUGGAAUACAGCGAUGGUAUUGAUCUUAGCAAAUAUAUUAAAUUAGAUAUACAAAAUAGGAAAUUUCGACAAAUGUCCUGCGAACCUGCCAAUGAUGGAUCGAAUUCUUGUACAUCUGGCGAUAAUACGGAUAAAGAAAUCGAUAGGCUUACCAAUUUAAAUGGUCUGAAGAAGCGUCAUCAAGCUAAUAGACGUGCUUUGCCCAAGGAUAAAAACAAACUGAAAACUUUAAUUAUGAAAAAUACAAAUGCUCCAAAUGAAUUGGACGAGGAUUUGGAAAUGUCGGACACUGAUAAUAGUUUCAAAGAAAGUGACGACGAAGUUAUAACGGAGAAUCAGUAUUUAUCCCGAUUUAAUGAGCAAAUUAAAAUGCAAUUGUUAAAUGAGUCAAAUAGUGACUCUGGCCUGUCGGAUCAAAGUGACUACAAUCACUCGAAUAAAUCAUCAUCAACAGAUGAUGAAAAUAAAAGGGAUGUUGUUGAUAAGUUUCUGGAAGCUUUUAAAUGCGAACCCGAGGAGCCACUUAAGGAUGAUGGCAUCAACGAGGCCAAAGAAAUUAAGUUUGAGGCGGAAAUAAAGGAAUCGGAUAGUUUGGAUGUGAGUGAUGAAUUGUGGAACGAUAAUUUCAUUCAAAAAAAGCGAUCAAAGAAAUCACUGGAAAAGCUAAUGGCCGAAGCAGAAAAACGCAAUCAACAUGAUGAAAUCGUCCUUAGUUCCGAAAGCGAUUACUCUGACGCAGAGCCGGGACCAGUUGAAGAAAAAACUCGAUUUAUUAAGCCCAUGCUCCGUAUGGAUCAGUUGGCAAAUGAGACGAGAGCUGCUCAAAAAUCAGAAAGUGAGCGAAUUCGACGAUUGGAUAGGAAACAUUCGGUACUUUCAAAGGCAAUCAAAAAUAUCGGCGGAAAUGGAAACAAAACAUCAAAUCGAUCCGAAUUGAUACUGGACUAUUUAGAAAAAACGAAAACAUUUGUUAAAGUGGACGAGGAUAUUGUUAAACAACUGAAGCCCCAUCAAAUCGAUGGCGUCAAGUUUAUGUAUGAUUCAUGCUACGGCGGAAUUGAUCACGCCAAGAAAAAUACGGGUUCUGGUUGCAUAUUGGCACAUUGCAUGGGCCUCGGCAAAACUCUGCAGUUGAUAGCUUUGCUCCACACCGUCAUUUCCUACAAGGAGCUCAACACAGCAAAAGUUCUGGUGCUCUGUCCAAAGAGCACGGUUAUGAAUUGGGCCGAUGAGUUACAGCGCUGGUUGGGGCCACUAAAAAGUAAAACCAAUAUUAAAGUUUUUGUUUUUCCGGAUUCAUCUGAUAUUUCAGAAAAAUUACGAGUUUUGGAGGAAUGGUCGCACUCAUCGGUCAAAAGGGCUGGUUGCCUGCUGGUUGGAUAUGAAGCUUUCCGAACUCUUGUGUUUUAUCACUCGUAUAAGAAUCGAGGCAACUUAAGCUCAGCGAAAUUAGAGAGUAUUCGAGAGAAAGUAAACAACUAUUUACUGCAGCCAGGUGCGGAUCUUGUCGUUUGCGAUGAAGGCCACAUUAUUAAAAAUAGCAAAUCUGCUAUAAGUAUGGCUGUUGCCCGUAUAAUUACACCAAAGCGAAUUAUUCUAACCGGCACUCCAAUUCAAAAUAAUCUCAAAGAAUAUUAUAGUAUGGUUAAUUUUAUAAAACCUCUAUACCUGGGAACUGAAAAGGAAUUUGCCAAUUUAUAUGCGAAUCCAAUUAAAAAUGGACAGCAUAAGGAUUCAAGCAAAAAGGAUAUCACUGUUAUGAAGCAAAGAUCGUAUGUCUUACACAAAAAACUAUCGAAAUUCGUUCAGAGAAAGGAAGCCGAGUUAUUGAAAACAUUUCUGCCCCAAAAAUUUGAAUAUGUUCUUUUUAUACCUAUGACUGCGGUCCAGAACACUCUGUAUGAAUAUAUCUUAGAAGCAAUAGCCAACCGUGGAGAUAGUCGAGGCAAAAGUCUUAUCACAGACUAUACGGUCCUGAGAAAGAUAUGGACACAUCCCAAAGUGCUGGAAGAUGCGUGGAAGAAUGCAAAUAUGCAAAAAAACAAGAGGGAUAACAAGCGAGUCGGAAAUCCGCAUUCAGACGAUGAUCAGCCUGAUGACAUAUAUGAUAGUCAAACGGGUUCAAUCUCUGUCACUAAUGAUUGGUGGCGAAAAGAUCUUUCAAAAAAAGAUCUAGAGACCAUUAUGCCUAGCAACAAACUACGCACAAUGUUUUCCAUACUUCGUAUGUGCGAAGAGAAGGGUGAAAAAUGCUUAAUCUUUUCUGCCUUUGUUGCUGUACUCAAUGUGGUUGAAUACUUUUUUAAAAAGAUAACAGAAUCGGAUCCUGAAAUAUUGCAACAAAUUCAUAUACCAACAAGCUUUAAGGUCUCUAAUACAUGGAUAAAUGGGCAGGACUAUUAUAGACUGGAUGGCAAAACACCCAAAAAUAUCAGGCAUGAAAUGAUAAAAAGGUUUAACAGUGAAGCCAAUCGGCGAGCUCGCGUCUUUCUAAUAUCUGCCAAAGCCGGGGGACAGGGCAUAAAUCUAAUUGGUGCUAAUCGAGUAAUAAUAUUGGAUACUUCAUGGAAUCCAUCGAACGAUCAACAAAAUAUCUUUCGCAUUUUUCGACUGGGUCAGAAGAAAAACUGUUACAUAUAUCGUUUAAUAGCAAUGGGAACCAUGGAGGAGAAGGUCUACUCGCGAUCCGUCACAAAGCAAGCGAUGAGCUUUCGAGUUGUCGAUGAACAGCAAAUUGACCGGCAUUAUAAUAUGGCAGAAUUGGCUGAACUAUACACAUUAACGUAUCCCAAACAAUGCGAGAGAACAAUGCCCCUUUUACCCAAAGACACAAUAUUGGCGCAUCUAUUGCGGCAAUCGGAGUUGGUUUAUAAAUACCAUGAGCAUGACAGUCUAUUGGAAAAUAAAGUGGAACAAGAAUUGAGUGAGCAAGAAAAAACGGAUGCUUGGGACACUUAUGAAAGGGAAUUGCAAAUGAAUUUGGCCCAACAAGAAGGAUUAAGUGCCGAGAAGAUUCAAAAUUCGAUGCUAACCUCUAAGCUAAAUUCAUAUUUGGGGUCAGUUCCAAGUCUGGACAUGCAAACUCUUUUGAACUACAGUCUGCAAUCUGCGACGCUCGUUCCACAAUACAAUUACGGAUUAAAUCAAACCUAUAUGGACACUUUGAAUAUGUAUCAAAAGUAUACGGCUAUGCGUUAUCCCGAUAUGAAUUCUUGCUUAACCGAUAACAGCUUUGCUUCAUCGCCCUUUGGCGUUCUAAAUGCCCAAAAUCUUAAUCGCCUACAAUCAAAUCCAUCACUGAUGCCCAAUCUGCCAGGCAUUUCAAAUGCCAAAUCACAGGCGAGGGACUUUGGCAUAUAUGAUACGCAAAAGAAUCGCACAAGCUCAAUGGCGCAUCCACAACUUCAUCAUCCACUUUCGGCGGAAUUAUCAGCACUCGAUAAUAGCGCUGCAAGUUCAAAUGCAAAUAGUGUUCUCUCGAAUUUAGCCCCUUACAAGCAAAUGCUUGAAAACCCGUUGGCAAGUCUAUUAAAUUAUUCUGCCCAGAACUAUCCUGGUCAAGCCGAAACUUUACAUGCCAAUUUAAAGGCAGGUCUUAAUCCAUUUCCCAGCACCCUUUAUCCAGAAAAAGUAUUGGAUGCAGUUGAGAGUUUGAACGCGAAAGAUAAAACGACAACUAAAUCAAAAUCAUCCAGUGAUUCAAAUAAUGCACAAAAAAUCGUCAGUUCGGUCGAUCUGACGAUGCCGGCGCAAGUCAAUAUCCCUGUUAAUGCUAGCCCAUUUGCCAAAAACCAACUUCCGCUAAAGAAAGCACAUCAAACACAACCAGCAGGUUCGGUUGAUCUCACGACAACGACACCCGUUCCGAUGUCCUUGAAAAAAUUGCCAGCCUUGCCCGUCAAUGAGAUUUCGAAAAAUGCAAAGGCUGCGAAUAUAAAUUUCGGCUCGGUAUAUCCAAGUGGCAAGGAUUUUCUGAAAAGUAAUUCUGAAAUGCAAAUUAUACCGACAACUAGCCCUCCGGGUACAAUAAGUAUUACGAAGCAGCUUAAUGAAAUGUCUCCAAGUAUUUCGCUAACUGCUCUAAACACAACCGAAAAAGCCAAACCUGAAACACAAAAAAACAUUUCUUUAACUUCAGGCACAGAAAAUAGGCAGAAUACAAAAAUGUUUAACUUGAGCUCAGGCACAAAGAACGUAUCAGCUGCAGCUAAAGCGGAACUGGCUAAGAAAUCUACAGGAUCUGAGUUUGCAGGGGUCAGCAAGUUAAUGACUACGCCUCAGAUUCUAGGUAAGAAUUCCAUGUCAGAAUCAGGCCAUAAAGCCAAACAAACAAACGCAGUGCAAAAUAUUACGGCGAAACAAAGUACGCAUGACGGAGGAAAUGGUCAAUUGCCAAUAGAUGUAAAUUUGCAGGGGGAAAAAGAACGCAAUUUCGCACGAAAGAGAGCAUCUGGCGGUCCAAGAGAUAAUUCAAAUAAACGCACUAAAUUAUGAAAUUCAUAAUUCAGUUUGUUGGAACGUCAAUCAGCAAACGGAAGAACAAUUGAACAAUUGAAAAAUAAUUUAAUUCCCUGUGAUUACUAGAAAUUAUGCAUCUGAGAGUACAUAUCUAUUUUAACUUAGGCUCAAGCAUCUUUGUCAUCGAGUUGUGAGGUCUGCAUUUGUCCAUUAGCAUUUUUGGCUCAAUAAUGGAUGUCAGCGAUUAUUUUUAAGUGAAUAAAAUGUAUGGGUCUAAAACGGAAUGUUUCUGUCUCAAUCCUUAAAAGUGUUAAUUCCAAUUUGAAUGUUGAGAUUUUGCUGGCGUUGUAAAUUGCAUGUUUUUAUUUUAGUUGCAAUAAAUUAUACAUACAUAUGAUGAAAUAAA